Molecule: messenger RNA, 225 nt
Organism: Toxotes jaculatrix (banded archerfish)
Lineage: Eukaryota; Metazoa; Chordata; Actinopteri; Toxotidae
Product: splicing factor 3B subunit 5-like
Exons: 2
Coding region: 1-225 (74 amino acids)
Biological process (GO): mRNA splicing, via spliceosome
Cellular component (GO): U2 snRNP; precatalytic spliceosome
Source: RefSeq, a predicted model, not a curated record
AUGACAGACCGAUACAACAUCCACAGUCAACUGGAGCACCUCCAGUCUAAGUACAUCGGCACAGGACACGCCGACACCAGCAAAUGGGAAUGGCUGGUGAACCAGCACCGAGACUCUUACUGCUCCUACAUGGGACAUUUUGACCUGCUUAACUACUUCUCCAUCGCUGAGAAUGAGAGCAAAAUCUGGGCAACCCCAGAGAGUUCUGCCAACAUCAAGAGGUAG